This is a messenger RNA of Plasmopara halstedii, 1677 nucleotides long. RefSeq names its product RxLR-like protein. Lineage: Eukaryota; Oomycota; Peronosporomycetes; Peronosporales; Peronosporaceae. The coding region runs from base 1353 to 1604 and encodes 83 amino acids. The transcript has a single exon. The record is from RefSeq and is a predicted model, not a curated record.
GUUUGUCGGUAGCUUUCUUGCAAUAGAUUGUUGUUCUGCUCUACGUUCUUUAACCUCCAAGCUUGAUAUAUUCCGUAAAAGAAAUAAAGAAUCAAGCAUUGAGAUCGUGAGUUUUACAUGAACAUUUAGCCUCGUAGACGCUCAAGUAAGAUACCUCCUCCGCUUUUUGGGUAACAUAUUUUAUUGGUACUUACGGUAUAUUAUUGUCCUUUUGUGUGCAAUUUUGGUAAAAAAAUGGCAGAUUAGAUGCAGCUCUUCUCUUCUUUUCUCUUCUCGCCGCAUAUCGCCAAAAUCCUGACGACAAGCUGUGAAAGAUGCAAUUGCAGAGACAAGCUCAUUUCAAAAGUGCGCUAUCAAUCAUGGCGUUUCUCUUGUAUGCGAUCAUGGCGGCAGUGUCAAACCAGCACAUGUACAACGUACGAAAAAAAGUGUCAAAGGUAUAGAAUGAUAGCAAAAGCAAUCAAAUUUUUAACUUACCCUCCAGAAAAACAAUUUGGUGGAUGAGUGACAAACAUGCACGCCGCAAAGCAAAACCUUUCAUUCUAUCCCUCUAGCGAUCAGAAUGAAGGCCUGAGCCAUAAUCAUGCACUUCGUACUUUGAAUCCCCGAUUUACACAUAAUGACGUAUCAGUCAAAAUUAAAAAAAAACUUUUUGAUCAUUUGGUUCUGUAAUCCAAAAAAGUAUAAAAGAAUUGAAAGAUAGUCCAGUCACUAUAAACCCAGUGUGAAAAACAGGGGACUCUUGCUCCUAGGAUGGGACUGUUGGUUUUUCACAGUAAAUAGUGCAUUGCGUGCAUUGAAUUUAUCGCUGAAGCUUUGCAUCUACUGGUACAGCUUGAAUGCUCUUUCAUCAAAGAUAGCUGCUCAUAUUGUUGUACAUUGUACCUUCUAAAGAUCCCUCGGCCGCCAAAUCUAAAAAAAUGCCUGAAUGUGAGAUGUACAAGGUGUUGUAAUGGGCGUUAGAGCGCGCUUUGUUUAUUACUUAUCAUUAAUUGACAGUUGAGAUACCUAUGUCAAGAGCUUGCAUGAGCUCAUGGCUUUUCACGGGCUUAUCUUGGCCAGAUCUUUGCUUGUUAUCUGUAGUGAUGGGACAAUUACCAGCACAUCUUGAGAUUAAAAAUGAUACUCACAUAUAUCAACUUUAACAUUCCAGCUGAUGAAGAAAAUUUAACCAUAGUAUAAAGUUAAAUGUACGAUUUGACACAUCCUCAUGAUGCUUCAACGUAUACACAACAAUGAUAAGGAUACACACCACUGUCGCUUGAUCUCACUUUGCAUUAUGCAUCCGACUCCUCAAUCACGACAUCGACUACCUACCCCCUAAUUGCCAGCUAGUGGAACAAGUAUCGUCAAUGCGCAAGUUCAUCCUUCUCCUCGUGAUUAUCGUCAACGGCGUCCUCUCGACACCUUUCUUUAUAGAUGAGUUGGAGUCCGAACCGAGAGUUUUUGCGCAGAGAGGCAGUAAUACAAAUCGUAUGCUCCAAGCAGGCGAACACGUCCAUGCUUUAGACGAAGAGCGAAGGCUGGUGGUUGGUUUCAAGGCCGAGGCGCUAGGUCAUUUGAAAGCGAAGGUUAAGUUACCAAUUUCUCGAAUCAAGAAUUGAUUUUACAAGCUGAAAGCGAGGCUCAGAUUCGUAUGGACAACGUUUAAGUCUGCUUAUCGUGAUACAGAUAAGA